Messenger RNA from Drosophila erecta, 481 nucleotides. RefSeq lists its product as uncharacterized. NCBI's taxonomy places the organism in Eukaryota, Metazoa, Arthropoda, Insecta, Diptera, Drosophilidae. The transcript has a single exon. The record is from RefSeq and is a predicted model, not a curated record. Bases 251 to 385 code for a protein of 44 amino acids.
AGUUCCCUAACUCUUCCCGAUCCCUCAUCCUAUCACCACGAACAGGACUCAAAGUAUUCAUCAAACUCACACCGAACAAAGCGGUGCUGAGCGAAUUCCCACCGCACAACACAACACACACUCGCACCCAAAGACUUUCCCAGCCAGACACCUACAAAUUCCCAUAGCAAACAAAUUUGACUUUUGCAUACCUGUGCUGCAGGGCCAGGACUGCUGAACCUGUUACUCCUGCGGAGGAGCCCCUCCCCGAAUGCAUUCAAUUCUCACGGCCAGCAACGGUAACACUCCAACGCACACACAAAAGGACAUCCAACCCUGUGAAACAGGUUGCCAUGGGAUCGAGAAUGGGAACCGAAUGGGAACCAGAAUGAGAACGGGACGAUGACAAGUCCUGAAGUAGGCGCUUCGUUUUCGUUUCGUUUUUAUUGAUUCAGCUCGUUGAUCAUAAUAAACGAUUAGUGUAGCACUGGAGGAUCCUUGC